CUAGGGGAUGCAAUUCCUGGGGCGGAGAGCGCUUUCAGGGACAGCGUCCCCAGAAGUGAGAAAGAUGAGCGGCGCUGGUGGAUGAGGAGGCUGCGCGCCCCACUGCCUCCCCGCCCCGCGCGCGCUAGAGCGCGCUCCGCUCCGCUGGGCACCCCUGGCUGUGCUGCACCCGGCAGCCGCCGCCUCCGCCGGACCCACGCAGGUCCGCACCCUGCAGAGGCUAGCGCGCGUCUGAUUCCAGCCAGGCGGUGGGCGGCGACCCAGCCCUUUAGGACUCCUGCAGCCUCUGCGCGCGCUGGGACUUCUGGGGGGACAGGAGAGGCCCCCAGAGGCUCGGAUUUCAGCCGGCUGUUUUCUACGCCUCAGCUGCGACUCAGAGGUUCUGGAGCAACCCCUCGGUCAGCCCUCAGGAAAGCGCCUGGAGAGCGAUCACUUGGAAUCCCUGCAAAAACUGCGCGGGGAGAGCAGGCGCCGCCGGCUUGUAGUGGCGGGCAGCCCUCUCCGCGAGCUGUGCGGAGCGCUGCAUCGCGCGGACUGUGCCCGGGGAGCGCCGCGGGAAGGGAGAGGUCGCAGCAACAGGUGCAGGCGAAAGCCACUCCCGGCCCGGGGGAAGCGGCCGGCAGGGACCAGGGAGCGGUAAGGCGCAGAGGGGUCCCUCCACCUCUGCAGCUGCCCUGGCGGGUCUCUCUUCCCCGUCUUGGCGGCCACGCAGAAGGUAGCGGCGCCCGGGCAGAGGGAACCCCGCGCUCCCGGGACUGUCACCCCCUCCCGGGAAGGUACGGAUCUGGGCUCCUCGCGGGCGGCCCCGCGCAAAGACGGUGGCAGGAGGUUCAGCCGCAGGGUGCGUGCCCAUCCCGGAGCCUCAGGAUCGGAAACUCGCCCUCUGCGUGCUGGGAUCGGGACCCCCGGCGUCCUCCGGAGUCUUCCUUAGCAGGCACCGUCGCCGGCGCGCCUGGGCGCCCGCGCACCAUGGAGCUCGCGGCCGGGAACCUCAGCGAGGGGAACGCAAGCGGGCCCGAGCCCCCCGCCGCGGAGCCCAGGCCGCUCUUCGGCGUCGGCGUGGAGAACUUCGUCACGCUGGUGCUGUUCGGCCUGAUCUUCGCGUUCGGCGUGCUGGGCAACAGCCUGGUGAUCACCGUGCUGGCGCGCAGCAAGCCGGGCAAGCCGCGCAGCACCACCAACCUGUUCAUCCUCAACCUGAGCAUCGCCGACCUGGCCUACCUGCUCUUCUGUAUCCCCUUCCAGGCCACGGUGUACGCGCUGCCCACCUGGGUGCUGGGCGCCUUCAUCUGCAGGUUCAUCCACUACUUCUUCACCGUCUCCAUGCUGGUCAGCAUCUUCACCCUGGCCGCGAUGUCGGUGGACCGCUAUGUGGCCAUCGUGCACUCUCGGCGCUCCUCCUCCCUGCGGGUGUCCCGCAACGCGCUGCUGGGCCUGGGCUUCAUCUGGGCGCUGUCCAUCGCGAUGGCCUUGCCCGUGGCCUACCACCACCGCCUCUUCCACUGGGAAGUCAGCAACCAGACCUUCUGCUGGGAGCAGUGGCCCAACCAGGGCCACAAGAAGGCCUACGUGGUGUGCACGUUUGUCUUCGGUUACCUGCUGCCGCUUCUGCUCAUUUGCUUCUGCUAUGCUAAGGUCCUGAAUCACUUGCAUAAGAAGUUGAAGAACAUGUCGAAGAAGUCGGAAGCAUCAAAGAAAAAGACCGCGCAGACCGUUCUGGUGGUGGUCGUGGUUUUCGGGAUAUCCUGGCUGCCGCACCACGUCAUCAAUCUCUGGGCUGAGUUCGGGGUUUUCCCGCUGACCCCCGCCUCCUUCCUCUUCAGAAUCGCCGCCCACUGCCUGGCCUACAGCAAUUCCUCGGUGAACCCCAUCAUAUACGCUUUUCUGUCUGAGAAUUUCAGGAAGGCCUACAAGCAGGUGUUCCACUGCCACGUUCGUGGCACCUCGCCUCUUAGUGACGGUAAAGAGAACAGGAGUCGGGUGGACAACCCACCGUCCACCAACUGCACCCACGUGUGACAAGGGUGCUGGUGACGCUCGUGGGCUUCCGUGCACGUCACCAUACAGCGAUGGCGAGCAAGCGGGCAACUCCCGAUGCUCACAAUGACCCAUCCAUUUUAAUGCGAUUCCCACUUGGUUUAAAAAAAAAAAAGUGCUUUGGUCCAUUUAGGAAAUCUCUUGGUCUAGUAAAGAUUACUUCUAUAUUUUAUUUCAAAAACAAAAGAAAAUACCAACUAGUUUUAUGUCUCUACAGAAAGGAAAGUUCAACAGAGUUCCCUAGACACAUUCAAGUCUUCACAGGAUAAAGGAUCAGGACCGCUAAAUACAGGCAAUCUGCAUUAUGAACCAAAUUUAUUUAGAAAAAAACAUGUAUGUGUUUAUUCUUCGAUUUUAAGAAAAGAAGUAAUGUUCUAAGCUGCGUGUUUUAAGAUAUGAUCAUGGACACAUGAUGGAAGUUUUACCUGAAUUUAAUUUUUGUGGCCAUUUGCACAGAGACACGUCUCUUAAAUGGAAGCGAGACUUUGCCGAGUUUCUUUGCUCAGGCUGUGUUCAUUCCCACCUUUAAACAGGGAACAGGGUUUCUGGGGCCCAGUUGCAACCGCGUGUGAUCAUGAGGUCCGUUAACUAUCCCCGGAGGCCAGCAGGGCAAUACCCUGCGACUCGGGGUGGCAGCUGUGGGCACCGUCCUUUAAACUAUCCUGUGAUGUACACUUUGUAGAGUUAACCAAAAAAAAAAAAAAAAAAA
This is a messenger RNA of Mustela erminea (ermine), 2746 nucleotides long. It is a transcript of the gene GALR1, whose product is annotated as galanin receptor 1. Lineage: Eukaryota; Metazoa; Chordata; Mammalia; Carnivora; Mustelidae. Bases 82 to 2019 code for a protein of 645 amino acids. The transcript is spliced from 3 exons. Gene Ontology annotation, molecular function: galanin receptor activity. Gene Ontology annotation, biological process: positive regulation of cytosolic calcium ion concentration; neuropeptide signaling pathway; negative regulation of adenylate cyclase activity. The record is from RefSeq and is a predicted model, not a curated record. Gene Ontology annotation, cellular component: membrane.